UAAUGAGGGAAACCAAGCUCGGGAGACCACCUGCGUUGCGUUGUGUUUUUCCCCUGCUUGGUUUGCGUUACGUUGCCCCCCACUUCCCAUUUUUGAAGUAAUAAAGUUCAUGUUUUUCAAACCACCCAUCGAGUUCAAUCUGCGUCUUCACAACGAGUAGCAGAAAAUGGAGUCCCAGAUUUCGGAAACGAGGUAGAGCCGUUGAGUUUUGGGUUUUCUCCCUCCUUUGCCCUAAUCUUGUGCUAUUUUCUACUUGCUUCAUUUGUAUGUUUAACGAGAACGAAAAAAAGAAAAAAACAAUAGGGAAGCGUGAAGUGCGAAUUGGGUUUGAUUUCUAAAGUGGGUUCGAGUUCAUGGGGAGAUGGCCUAUUUCAUCCAAUGCUUCCAUUUUAGAUUGCAGCAAAGAUAUUGACCCUUCGUAUUCCAGUAAUGGCUGUUGCAUUGCCCCUGAUUGUUUGGUAGAGGAAAGUUAUGCGAGUGUUGAUUAUGGUGAUUGCAAAGCAGCACUUAGAUGCUCCUUUGAGAAAAUUCUUUCGUUUUUUCUGAAGGAAAUUGGUCGGAGAGGGAUUGUUAGGCCGGUGCCAGCACUGCUUGGUGAAGGGGGAUCUUUGGAUUUGUUUGAAUUGUUCAUGGUAGUCAGAGAUAAAGGUGGUUAUCAAGUGGUUUCAGAAAAGGAAUUAUGGUCCUCAGUGGUUGUGGAAUUAGGGUUGGAUCUUGAGCUGUCUGCUUCGGUGAAAUUGGUUUAUUCCAAGUACUUAAGUGAGCUGGAGAAAUGGCUUAUGGUGAGAUGCGGAGGUAAAAAACUGGAAAAUGGGAACUCUGAUUAUCACUGCGAGAAAAGUUUUCCUUUUUCUUCGGAAUUGGCGGCAAAGAUCAAGGGUAUGUUAUACGGUGUGCUAAAACAAAAGAGCUUAUAUGAUGAAUGUUCUGGAUUCAUAUCUAGCAAACAGAUUGGGAACAUCAAUGUUGCUUCCGCUGCAGUGGAGAAGAAAAUAAAAUUACCUGAAGUAAACAAGAAAGAACCUGAUCUAAAUGGGAGUGUUACCCAAAGUCAAGAAAAGCUAAGCAAGACACCUCAGGAUGAUGACGGAAUAGAACAUAUCCGUGUUAAUGAAGAUUGUAGAAGUUUGGCUUCUGUUAAUGUUGAAACCAAGACAGACUCUUGCGAGAGUUGUCGAGAAUCGUUAUUACGAAUGUUGAAGUGGGCGAGACAGAUUGCAAAGUAUCCUGCAGAUCCAUCAAAUGGUACAAUACCGGGGCCAUCCAAGUGGAAAGAGUAUACUAGCAACAAUACAUUCUGGCUUCAAGUAGUCAGGGCUAAGGAUGCACUUCUAAUUAGGAAGGAUGUUGAAGAAAACAAUGAGAAACGUCUGUUGCAGAAGAAAGUAAAGGUGCAUCCAUCCAUUUAUGAGGAUAAUAUUGAUAAUCAUCACCUCUCUACAGAAAGGAUCAGAUGCAGCAAAAGAUUUAAUGCUUUGGUCAAGUCUAUAUUGGUCUCGUGUAAUAGUUCAUGCCCAACCGUAGGAAGUAAUUUGAUCAGUAGUCCAACCACAGAAAUUGGGAAGGGGCUCGAUAAGCAAGCAUUUAUGAAUGGUGACUUACCAUCUGAAAGGAUAGACACUCAGCAGAACGAAGAUUCAGUCGAGAAGCCAGUUCUCGUGGGUUCUUCAUUUCAAGCAGUUGUACCUGAAUGGACUGGUGAAAUUUCCGAAAGCGACUCCAAAUGGCUAGGGACACGAUCGUGGACUUUCCAACAUGAAAACAGUAAUUCUGUGAGCGACAGAAAUCCCAUUGGCAGAGGGAGACCGGAUUCAUGUAGGUGUUGGUACCCAGGUUCUGUUGAGUGCUUUAGAUUUCACAUCGCAGAGGCGAGGUUGAGAUUAAAGCUUGAACUUGGUUUGGCAUUCUAUGAGUGGAGAUUUCAUCAUAUGGGGGAGGAAAUAUCUCUGCAGUGGACAACUGAGGAGGAAAAGACAUUUAAGGAGUUGGCAAAGUCAAGUUUCAACUCCCAGAGUAAGUGCUUUUGGAACUAUUCAAUGAAGUGGUUUCCAAUGAAAUCAAGGAAAAACUUGAUAAGCUACUACUUCAACGUGUUUGUUCUACGGCAGAGAAGCUACCAGAAUCGCGUGACUCCAAAUAGCGUCGAUAGUGAUGAUGACGAGGUAGAGUUCGGUUGCCUAAGUGGUGAUUUUGGGGGUAAGGCAAUGCAAGUUUUAGGCACAAAAUCUCUAGAAUGUUCCGAAAACAAACAGUGCACAGAUGUGGAAUAGUGGAGUUGAAUCUAUGGAGACUCAGAAAAGUUUGAAGAAAAGGAGAGAAUUGAAGAAUGAAGUCUAAAACUCGAGCAUUUCUUCCUCAUAUUAACUUUUCUCAACACGCUGCAGGCUGCAGCAGCAUCUGUAGUAUCCAAACAGGAGAAGAAAAGAACACCCAAUUUUGAUGAGAGCUCCGAGAUACGUUUUAGCUGUACAAUACCGAUAUGGGUGCAAUACGUUACGGACUACUGUAUUUAUUUUUAUUUUUAUUAUUUUUUUUUGGGAUUUGUAUGCUAUCGGCUGGGAAGAAAUAGGAGGAGAAAAGAGAGGCAUUGGCCCAUUUGUUUGUCCUGAAAAUGUAAACGUGUGGAACUCAAUGGUGAUAGUUCUUGGCUUA
Messenger RNA from Momordica charantia (bitter melon), 2652 nucleotides. RefSeq names its product ARID/BRIGHT DNA-binding, ELM2 domain and myb-like DNA-binding domain-containing protein. The record is from RefSeq and is a predicted model, not a curated record. Gene Ontology annotation, molecular function: DNA binding. NCBI's taxonomy places the organism in Eukaryota, Viridiplantae, Streptophyta, Magnoliopsida, Cucurbitales, Cucurbitaceae.